Molecule: messenger RNA, 371 nt
Organism: Linum tenue
Lineage: Eukaryota; Viridiplantae; Streptophyta; Magnoliopsida; Malpighiales; Linaceae
Source: the annotation of a GenBank genome assembly
CUUAGUGUUGUGCUGCAGGUGAUAGAGCUUCAACAAUGUGUGGCAGAAAGUCUCCGGAUCGAUAAUGCAAAGCUGUACUUAUUCUUGGAAGUUGAAAGAGAUGGGAAUCUACAACCCGUUCCCCCACCCGAGAAGCUGCAAGGAGAUAUACUCCACUUUGUGAAGGUUUAUGAGCCAGAAAAUGAAGAGCUACGGUACUUACAGACUACAGUGUUCUAGUUAUAGUAGUAGUAGUUUUUCUUUUUUUUUGGUCGAAGUAGUAGUAGUUGUAGUCACCGAUGAUAAAGCCAUGAAAUUGUGGUGAUGUUUCUUCCUUCUUGGCCUUUUUAGUUAUGUUGGAAGACUAUUUGUGAAAGGAAGUAGUAAGCCAG